Paramuricea clavata is the source of this 388-nucleotide messenger RNA. The record is from the annotation of a GenBank genome assembly. NCBI's taxonomy places the organism in Eukaryota, Metazoa, Cnidaria, Anthozoa, Malacalcyonacea, Plexauridae.
AUGGGUUUAAAAAUUUGGACAGCUCAUAUAGGGGUACUACAAAUCGCACUUGUCGUUCAAAUAGUUUUGAUUAUCCAAGUUGCGAUCGAGAUAAUUCGAAGUGGACGAAGCACUGGAAAUCCUCAAAAUGCCAAGCACAAGAAUAUCGCAAAGACUGUGAUAAUUCUUACACCGAUUCUCUUCCUCACCGCCUUUCCUUAUUUCUUACUGAAACAACUACAGUUCUUGGCAAGGCUGGGAUACUUUGAUCAUGAUAAAACCGCCGGAUCAUUACUUCAUAACCUCUCCUAUCGCUACGCACCAAUUGCCAUGCUAAAUUUCGCGGCUAACCCAAUUCUGUAUGCCCUACGUCUACCCGACUACAGGGAAACUUUGCUCGCUUUCGUUG